GAGAGGGGAGGGUUGAGCCGAGGCAGGGAGAUGAAACCAGCUUAGAGUAAGAGGAGUGUAUGAGAAAGAGCGGAGCGCUUGUACAGCGUCCCUGUGACCUGAAGAAAAAGAAAGGAGGAUUACACACGUCCCUCUUCUUCUGUCGUGUGACAGAGUGAGUGACAUAGAGAGAAAACACAGAGAGAGAGAGCGAGAGAGAGGGGGGGAGAGAGUACGAGGGACAACUGAAUUCAAGAGGAAAUCUUCAUAAGGCACUGGUGACUCCGCUGACAGAAGGACAGAGACGCAAGGAAAGAAGCGCAGAAAGACAGAAGGAAGGAGAGCAUGCUGCUUUGGGAGAGGAGCAUGUGUCCUCUCUGCUGGAGUGUGUGCGUGAAGAGAACGGUGCAGGAUCACUGUCAUGUCAGCGUCUAGGAAGCUUCAGUGAGCUCACUGAAUGAAGACAUGGCCCAGGCAAAAGGGCGGAGAGAUGGAGUUCCGUCGUCCAACGAGAAUGCUCAAUCGAUGUCUGGGGAGGGCGUGGCAUGGAAGGGUCCCCGUACUGUGGUCCUGCAGAAGAACUCUCAGGGCUUUGGCUUUACACUGCGACACUUUAUAGUGUACCCACCAGAGUCAGCCCUCCACACUUCUCUAAAGGAUGAGGAGAAUGGCAAUGGGAAAGGGAAUCAGAGGGGCCGUCUUGAGCCCAUGGACACUAUUUUUGUGAAGAAUGUGAGGGAUAAAGGUCCUGCCCACCAAGCUGGGCUUUGCACAGGUGAUCGACUGGUGAAAGUGAAUGGGGAGAGUGUUCUGGGGAGAACGUACUCUCAGGUUAUAGCACUGAUCCAAAACAGUGAGAGUGUGCUGGAGCUGUCCAUCAUGCCUAAAGAUGAGGAUGUGCUCCAGUUGGUAAGUGCAUACUCUCAGGAUGCCUAUCUAAAAGGGAAUGAGCCGUACACAGGAGGGGCCAAGAACCUUCCAGAACCUCCUCCUAUAUGCUACCCACGCAGCAAACCCACUGCUACUGGCCAGCUUGACAACCUGAACUGCAGACCCACUGGCCCGACCAGCCCCUUGGACAAUGGCACUGGGGGUGCAGGCCACCGCCCGGAUGCCCCAGCCCAGCACACUCUAGGCCACCAUCGCGCUCGCUCUUCAUCCUCGGCAGGCAUAGCCAUCAGCCCACUGGACUUCCACUUUGCCAACCACAAUGCAGCCAUUGCCUCUGCCUCGCUACCCCAUCUGCGGAAAAACAGCCUGCCACAAGCACGCAGUGACCUGUGCCACCAGGCUCUGUGUGACUGGUACUACAGCCAGGCAGCAGAGCGUCCGGGACUGUCCAUGUCCUCCCGACACCGUAGCAUCUCUCAGGACAGGCUGGCUGAGCUAGGGCUAAUACCAGGUGGACGUGAUGGCUGGCCCCAUAGCGCCUCUCAAGACACGCUGCUUCUCCACUAUGGCGCAGUCAACCACUCGGACUCACAGUGGCUCGGCAGGUGGAGAGCACCCGGUGCCUCCAACCGCUCCUGCUCAGAGAACCUACUGGCUGCUUAUGCUGCAUACGAACAAAGCUACGGGCGCUCCCUAGAUACUCUAGAUCAGGCAGCCGCUCUGGUGUCACCUCGCUAUGACCGGUCAGCCUGGUCCCAGCACCAGCAGAGCAUCCAGCCAGUCAAGACAGAGGAGCGACCCAGCUUGAGCAGUCCACGAACAGUUGUUUCUGCAACUGUGCCCCCUUCAGGCCGGGGCUCCAGCCAUAGCCAGCAGCUGACAGGCUCUCAAUCUCAGUCCAGACGUCUUCCUGCACAGACUGUAGAUGACCAAACAGUUGGUUACCGUAGCUACAGUCCCUCUUUCUGCCGCAAGGCGGGCCACCUCAUGCAGCAGGCCCACUCCUUUAAGGACUCUUCUUACGCAGGACCUCACUUGAGCUGGACUUCCACACCCAAAAGCAGCCCCCCGGACAGCUCUAGUACAGCUUCAGGCAGAGAGUCGUCCCCUCUGUCCCUGUCAUCCACCACUGAGAUGCAGGAUUCAAAGCCAGGCUCAGGAGUUGGAGGAGCAGUAGAGGAGUAUGUUCAAUCUCAGACACAAGAGGUGGUCCUUAGACAAAAGCCCCCCACUGGCAGACGUACACCCCAUGCAACGCGCCACCCCAACUAUACUCUGCCUGUGGAUUCCCCCGAGCCUCCUGCAGCUUCAGCCCCUGCAGCGCGGCAAGUAGACUCCACAAACCGAACCAAUGGCAACCUACAAGCCCUGCCUGUGGACCAGGACUCCUUGGCAUCUAUUCCCUUUAUAGAUGAACCCACCAGUCCCAGUGUAGACCUGCUUGCCCAGCACGUUUCUGCCUCCUCUGUGGUGUCCAGUGGCCUGUGCCAGGCUCCUGCCCUCUCCGGCCGGUCCGAAUCUCCCUCCCUCACCUCCCCCCUCACCCACCUCCUCCACACAGACUCAUCGACAGCUUCAGCUUUUAUCCUGUGUCCCUUGCUGUGCCUGUGUCUCCAUCACUGUUCCAGCCAUAUCACCUGUCCUUUUGUUGAAGCCGUACGUCACUCAACUCUUCAGAGCAAUGUCAAGAACAGCCGCCGCUCGUCGUACCUGCUGGCCAUCACCACUGAGCGCUCGAAGUCAUGUGAUGAGGGUCUGAACACAUUCAGAGAGGAGGGUCGCGUGUUCUCGAGAUUACCAAAAAGAGUCAAAAGCUUUUUUACAGAUGGGUCCCUCGAGAGUCUGCGAGCAGCAGAGGAGGCUCGUUCCAAACGCCACUCCACCUCCGAGCUGGGCAGCAUUACUCUCACAGACAUCAGGAAAGAGGGCUGGCUACACUACAAACAGAUACUCACAGAGAAGGGAAAGAAAGUGGGUGUUGGCAUGCGGCCGUGGAAACGGGUUUACUCUGUGUUGCGCACCCAUUCACUCUUUCUUUACAAAGACAAGCGGGAGGCAGUGCUGCACGGCGCCGGAUCGUUAGGCCACAGUCAUGGCCACAGCAGUCAAUCUGAGGAUGAGCAGCGAAUCAGCAUCCGUGGUUGCUUGAUUGACAUUGCCUACAGUGAGACAAAGCGGAAGCACACACUGCGGCUGACCACUCAGGACUUCUGCGAGUACCUGCUGCAGGCAGAGGACAGGGACGACAUGUUGAGCUGGAUCCGUGUCAUCCGAGAGAACAGCAAAACUGACAGCGAGGAGCUAGGUUUCUCCAGGCAGGCACUCAUCAAUAAAAAACUGAAUGACUACAGGAAACAAAGCCCAACAGGUAAUAAACCUGACACUUCUCCUAGAGUCCACCGGAUGAUGCAGCCUUUUCUCCUGUCAAAGACAGACAACACCACAGGAGCAAACCGUGCCCCCAAAACAGACAGCAAAGAGGAGAGCAGUCCCCCUAAGGCUCCAUGGAGCAUCAACAUUAUGAAGAAGGGAAAGAAAGCGGGUCCUAAGGCCUUUGGAGUUAGACUGGAGGACUGCCCGCCAGGUGCCAAUAACAAGUUUGUUCCUUUGAUUGUGGAGAUCUGCUGUGGCCUGGUGGAGGAAAUGGGUCUUGAGUACACUGGUAUCUACAGAGUGCCAGGGAACAAUGCCAUGGUGUCCACUCUACAAGACCAGCUCAACAAAGGCAUGGACAUCAACACUGCUGAAGAGAGAUGGCAGGACCUGAACGUAAUCAGCAGUCUCCUUAAGUCUUUCUUCAGGAAGCUUCCAGAACCUCUUUUCACUGAUGACAAAUACAAUGAUUUCAUCGAUGCCAACCGGUUAGAGGAUGCAGGAGAUCGGCUGAAGACCAUGAGAAAACUGAUCCGUGACUUACCUGAUCAUUACUACCACACACUUAAAUUUCUGAUUGGUCACCUUAAGAGAGUGGCAGAUAAUUCCGAGAAGAAUAAGAUGGAACCCAGAAACCUUGCUCUAGUGUUUGGCCCCACACUGGUGCGAACCUCAGAAGACAAUAUGACAGACAUGGUCACACACAUGCCAGACCGCUAUAAGAUUGUAGAAACACUCAUUCUACAUUUUGCCUGGUUCUUCAGUGAUGCACUGGAUAAAGAUGAGAAGACCCCUGAGGACCAACGAGAUGAGCAGCCUGUUCCAAAUAUUGAUCACCUCCUCUCCAACAUUGGCAGAACAGCACCGACGGGCGACGCCUCAGAUUCCACCAACAGCGAUUCAGCUAAAUCCAAGGGAUCGUUGAGUUCAAAGAAAGACGUCAGUGCCAAGGACUUCCUCCCCAUGUCCAUCAUAUCUGCCGUGACCCGGAAGAGAAAGAAGCACCAGAGCACCUGCCCUGCGGAUAGCAGCAGCGAUGAAGAUUUAGAGCACGAGCCGGUCAAAGCCAGCAACUACAGGGAGCUAGAGGAGGGUGGGGGGAAUGAAGAGGGAGAUGAAGAGACAGAGUGCCCUCUUUUAAGUUCAGAAAGUCAGGCCAAAGUGGUGGAGGAGAAGGAUGGAGGAGGAGAGGCAGGCAUGGGGUCAUGUGAAGGGGCAGGAGAGGAAUUGGGAGGGAGGGAAAAUGCAGCUUGUCAGCGAGAGGAUGAUGAUGGUAUACAUGUAGACACUGGUCUAAGGGCACAGCCACGUCCUCGUAGCUUUCUCUACUCACACCAAAGUUCCACAGGCCUGAGAGCCACAGGUCGUCCUGCCAGCCCGUCCUCUUCCUCCUGCCCGAGCAGCACUCACAGAAACGGCCAGACAAACCCCGUGACCCGGAAGAAGCUUAGAGGAGAAAGAGUGCGCCCCCGCUCUCUGUAUGGUGAGGAUCUGGGGCUGGAGCGGGCCGCUGUAGGACUGUCCCGUGUCAAAGCCUCACUUGUCCGAGGCCAAGAGAGGCUACUACAGGCCAUGUCCCCCAGCCGCGAUCCCUCCGUCCCGCAGGGCUGGCUGGGCCAGGUGCAGGCCAACCUCCUAGCCUCUGCCAACGACCUGUGGAAGUCAGGCGCCCAGCGACGGCACAGCUCACCAGAAACGCGACGCAGGAGGAGAGACUGGAGACGCCACACAGUGGUGGGCAACGCACCUGGGGAACGCUGACCAAUCACACAAAACCUCACUAAAAUCUAAUACAAUAACCCAGUUGUUCCGAACACUAGUCCUGCAGUACUCUUGGCCUGCAUAUUUUAGUGUUUUCCUGCUAUAACCCAUCAAAGAAAGGCUUGUUAAAGAGGAAUUCAACCAUUUCUGCAAAAUUAAACUGUUCAGCUGUAAACAAAGUUGUUCAGAGUGGUUUGAUGUGAGAUGCAUGAUUUUAGAGAAACUUACCAAGAAAGAAUUGUGCUGACUGGAAGCAGACAUCCACAGCAAUUAAUGCCUCCAACAGUUACCUCACAGAAAGUUAUUACAUGAAAUUAUUACAGACCAGCUGUCUCUUGCCUGAGACACUGUUUUACGAUAAUUUGAGAAGGUUUUGGCCUGAAAGACGUUUUUUUAAACCCCAUCUAUGGUAGAAUGAUGUGUAGGAUUACUGGUGAUUUUGGAUAGUAAAUAAAAUGACUACAUUUGCAUUGUAGCCAUUGUGGCCACUGGUUCUUAUUAUCCACCACUGUAAAGAACUCCAAGUUAGUAAAUCUCUGUCCAAUGCAGCAUUUCACAUCAAACUGGUCAGAUUUUUGUUUACAUCUUAAUGACUGAAUUGUGCAGAAAUUUUGAAAAUCCAAUUAAAGUGCAAAUUGCAUGGUUAAAUGAGUACCUCCAUGUUUUUUAAACUUAAUCUCUAACUGUAGCAUCUGCAGUGGAAAUUUGAUUACCAGACAAUAAUUUUGACACUGUUUCCUGUGUUUAGAAAAGAACAUUGCUCAAGAAUUUGUCAAAGAUAUUCAUAAAUUAAGCUACAAUUCUCUUUAAUUUGUUCUUUUAGUCAUGAGACUCGUUUUCCUGAGGGAAAAAAAUAAGUAAUUUUAACAGUGCAGUGAUGCAAGCUAAUUUUUCACAUGCUCCUCUUUGAUUAUUAUGGAUAUCAGAAACUUUGAAGUGAAAGACAUUUGGAGUUCACUUCAGCUCAUGAAAAGCUGGACUGGAAAAAAAUCUUCCAUUUUGGUACACUUAGCCAGCUAUCCAACUUGCCAGCCAUAAACAAAAAACACAAUUACACAUAAGUAAACUAGGUAAUCAUGUACUCAUGAGAGUACAAUGCUGCCUGUGGAGUCAUAGCAAAAAAGUUUAGAGAACUUAUGUGGUUGGUGGCAGCAGUAUGACUGGAGUGUGCAGCUGUGCUUAGCUGAAUAACUAACCUAGCUGGUAGGCAGUUGUCUAAUUCACCUACUACAAACAGUAAAAUCACAGAAGUAAAGAUAAUAUUGGUAAUUCUAUGUAUCAUGAAGUCUCUAUAUUAUGUAUUUUAUAUGGCCAAUGGGGAUAAAUUACUUGUAUUUAGACACAGAGGACAUGAAAAAAUGUAUUCACUCUGGAAGCCCAUUGCUACAAAUUUCAUGGACAUAAAUGUAACACAUUCAUUUAGAGAAUUCAGAAACUGCCGGUUGGCUUGCACAUCAAACAAAAAUAUAAACACAACACUUGUUUUUUCUCCCAUUUUGCAGUAAUUUGAUUUUUUUCCCUAGUAAUGUCAGGCAAAUGGUGGUCACACCAGAUACUAAUGUGGUGGUUUUAAGCAGGGUUCCAGUAAAAUCUUUUCAGUAAAAAGUCUUGGUUAUAUAUUUGUUCAAUAUAAGUCAAUUUUGAGUCAGCUGCUUUUCUGUUCAUUUCUAAACACAGGGAACCCCACUGAAUUUAUUGUCUGUGGUAAUCAGUGGUAUGAAACCGAUGUGGCAGAUAGAGAUCAGGUUGAAAAACUGGUUUGAUCAGAUGCAUUAGAGCAGUAUAUGAGUAUAUGCAGGAGGGUGCUGCUCCAGGAACAAGCCUGGGAAUCACUACAUUAACACAACAAAAAGCCUGUGCCAAUCAGAUUCCUUUAGCUGAGAAAAUACAUUAGGUGCAAGGUUCAGUGGAAGUCUUAAACUGAUGGGAAGCUUGACUAUAGCUGAAUUCACUUCAGCUAUUAAUUGCAUAAGCGCAGCAUGCUGAAAAAACAAAACACAUUUCAUGCCAUAUUUAUGCAAUAAAGGCUUAAGGCCAUUCAGCAUACUGCACUGUUUGCAAUAAAUAACCUGAGCCCUUUCCAGCUUAAUUCCUGUCUCUUCUCACCCCCACAUCCAUUGGAGGAGGGCACUUUAUGCCAAAAGCAAUGAAGAGAGCAGGAUCUGAGCAAGACUUUGCACUGCCCCUUAUCAGCAUUACCAACAGACAGCACAACAUGGCUCCCACACUCAGGUGCACAGCUAGUGGUUUUAAGGAUAGACGGCUGUGGAGCACCCAUAAAAACGUUUAAGCACUCGUGCGUAUUUUAGAAAAACUCUGAUAUAGAUAUAAAAAAAAAAAUACUGAAUCAAAGAUCUGACUUGCUCUCCAUCACCCGUCCUCCAGUCUUCCCAUUAAUGAGUGUAGAUGACAGUAUUACAGACACAGCGGUUUUGUGGCAAAACAGCUGAAAGCAGCUACACUGAAAAACAGCAUAACCUUACCUUAAGCUCCAGGAAUGCCAACUCAAUCUCUUGUUCUUUCUCUUCUGCAUUUUGAUCUCACAGUACUUGUUCACCCCACGGUGGCUUUGAUGAGCUGCUGCAGAUGGUUCAAAGUUGUACCGUCUAGUUCUUGACCAGAUAUUACGGCCAACUCCAAUUCCCCCUUGUAACAUGUCUGUCCUCUGUGUUUGUGGGUCACUGUUACUGCCCUGUGCACGUAUGUUCAUACACUAUGUGGGUGCUUGUGUGGACCAAGUUUUGUAACAGUUGUACAAAGCCUUGCUAAGUUAACCUUUGUGUACAAAUGAUACAUAUGAUAAUAUAAUAUUUGUUUUGAACCGUU
Pygocentrus nattereri (red-bellied piranha) is the source of this 7830-nucleotide messenger RNA. RefSeq names its product Rho GTPase activating protein 23b (gene arhgap23b). NCBI's taxonomy places the organism in Eukaryota, Metazoa, Chordata, Actinopteri, Characiformes, Serrasalmidae. The coding region runs from base 445 to 5004 and encodes 1519 amino acids. Gene Ontology annotation, biological process: signal transduction. The record is from RefSeq and is a predicted model, not a curated record. Gene Ontology annotation, molecular function: protein binding. The transcript is spliced from 25 exons.